AUGUCAAGACGAGUUAUCCCUGUGACGGAUUGGGCGCCUGUUCAGGAGGCCAUAUUCGACGAGCCCGCAGGCGAGGCUUCGACAUCCUCUUCAAUCACAGCGGUCGACUAUCCUCCACGCGAGCCCAUUGCCGCCGCCUACAAUAAGGACCGCCUCCGAAGCAAAAGCCAUUCCUACUCUCUUUUCUCGCGACGUCGUCCCCAGUCCAUGUUUGGACUUCCUCUCUCCUCGCCCAAGUCUGACGGCACCGGACUUGGACUCAACAUACAGGGCUUAGCAAUUGAUGGUUCAUCCUCGGCACCAACCCAGUCGCGAGCCAAACAUGGCCACAGUCAGAGUGUCGCCGCCGGUACAAGGACAAGGCAGGCUGCUGGCGAAGACGGCAGCAUCAAGAGCAUCAUUCGCAGGGCUUCCAUAUCGCUGAAAGGAAUGGUCAAUCACAGGCAGAGGCACUCGAUAGCAUAUCAGACUCCUACCGAUGCCUUUGACCAACAGACAUCUUGCAGCCCCGUUGCUAGCCCAAGUACCAGUCCUCGUCCCGGGACUUCUCACUCUGUUUGGGGACGUCGUCUGCGCCAGGCUGCCAGUUUCCGCCAUCAUAGGACGUCCCACGGCGCCGUCGAUGGUGAGCAACCCAGAUUCGACCACACGUUUCCCUCGCUUCCUUUGCCCGGCACCGGCAGCGAGCCUCCCAUCAUUCCUCGCCACACAGGCGCAGCGUAA
Molecule: messenger RNA, 723 nt
Organism: Verticillium alfalfae VaMs.102
Lineage: Eukaryota; Fungi; Ascomycota; Sordariomycetes; Glomerellales; Plectosphaerellaceae
Exons: 1
Coding region: 1-723 (240 amino acids)
Source: RefSeq, a predicted model, not a curated record